Molecule: messenger RNA, 1289 nt
Organism: Rhinichthys klamathensis goyatoka
Lineage: Eukaryota; Metazoa; Chordata; Actinopteri; Cypriniformes; Leuciscidae
Gene: mffb
Product: mitochondrial fission factor b
Exons: 6
Coding region: 15-875 (286 amino acids)
Biological process (GO): positive regulation of mitochondrial fission
Cellular component (GO): mitochondrial outer membrane; peroxisome
Source: RefSeq, a predicted model, not a curated record
UUGUCUAUAGGUGAAUGAGUGAGACUGACUUCAUCUCUGCUGAUAUGGCAGAGAUAAACCGCAUCCAUUAUGAGCUAGAAUAUACAGAGGGCAUCAGUCAACAGAUGCGGAUCCCAGAGAGGCUAAAGAUUUCCUCCAGCUCAUCAGAGGAACCGUCUGGUCCCCUUCUUGACGCAUCCCACAGUACUAUGAUGCAUGUGCCAGAAAGGAUUGUAAUUGCAGGAGAUAGCAAUGACACCCGCUUCGGGAGACCCAGAGAUCUGGAUUUGAUCCAGUCUACGCCACUAGAGACGGUUGAACUGAAGACCCCACCACGGGUUCUCACCCUCAAUGAUCAACCUCUGGACUUCCUCGAGCCAGAGCCAGUAGGCAACUCCACUGCCCAGCCAAGAGAUGAGAUGCGAUCUCACUUUAGGUCAAGAAGGGAGCGCUGUAGGAGUGAGAACUCAACAAUGCAUCGCAAUGGACAGAUAAACAAACAUGAUUUUGCAAGCCCGUCUCCAUCCCGUGUUCCUGUCCGUACUUGUCCCCCUCUCAUCAGCCCUGAGGACGGUCAAAACUUAAAUAGUGCCACUGGUGUCCUUGCCUACAUCAAGAACACGACUCGCAGGGCUUACCAACAGGUCCUGGAGGUGUUGGACGACAGCCACCGCAGUCGGACAGCUCUUGUGACUUUUGAUCUAGGUCUGGAGAACACUGCUGAUGAUGCUGUCUUAACAGACGCUGCCUCACUGCGACGACAGAUCAUCAAGCUGAAUCGAAGACUGCAGCUACUGGAGCACGAGAAUAAAGAGCGAGCCAAGCGGGAAAUGGUCAUGUACUCCCUCACUGUUGCGUUCUGGCUGGUCAACUCCUGGAUCUGGCUCCGUCGCUAAACACCCCUCUUCUCCACUCAUCCUUAGAGGGUCUAACAAAAUAAAAGACAGUUCGGUCACAUUGUAUAUUAGGUAUUUUCUCAUUCACAGACUUGUCUGUUAGUUAAGGGUCAAUAUAGUAAUAUAACAGUUGCACUACUUUCCAUAACAGGUCUAAUUAUGCUCUAAGAAAUGUGGUUAUUUUAAAUUUUUUGCAUACUGUUUUUGUAAUUGUUCUGUAUGAAUAGUUUGAUGGUCCAGUGCAACGUGAUGUAAAGAUGUAAAUGUUCGUAAUAUUUCAUUAGACAUUCCAUUUUUGUGAAUGCAUGAAAGUUUGUACUCAUUUUUCAGUUCAAAUAUUUUGAGUCAUUAUUUGUGCAAGAACAUAUUUAAAGUUGUGGGAUCACCAAAGAAUUAAAGUGUAAAAUGCAUAAA